AUGAAAGAAGCAAUAAGCAAAAGAGAAGAAGGCCAAGCACUAAUAGAUAUCUGGAAUUAUGUGUUCGGUUUUACUUCAAUGGCUGUAGUGAAGUGUGCUGUUGAUCUAGGAAUACCUGAUGUCUUGGUGAAUCCCAUGACACUCUCCGAGCUCUCUUCUGCCCUCGGUUGUUCACCUUCUGCUCUCUAUCGCAUCAUGAGGUUCUUGAUUCACCGCGGGAUCUUUAAGGAGACAGUGAACGAUAAUAAAGAACAAUUAGAAUCAACUAUUUACGCUCAAACGCCUCUUUCCCGGCUUCUAAUGAGAAAUGGAGCCAAUAGCAUGGUUGAUCUUUUGCUACUAGAGACCAGCCCAGUAAUGCUUGCACCAUGGCUCAGCCUAAGUGCAAGAGCUUUAGCUGAUGGCACUUCAUCAUUUCAGGCUGCAAACGGUGAGGAAAUAUGGCGCUAUGCUGCGAAAAAUCCAGCCCAUUGCAAGCUGAUAGACGACGCAAUGGGGUGCCUGGCUAGGAUAACAGUGCCAGCAAUUCUUGAUCACCAUCCAGAGAUUUUCGAAGGGAUUACUUCUUUGGUGGAUGUUGGUGGUGGAAAUGGAACGGCUCUUAGCAUUUUGGUUAAGGCUUGUCCAUGGAUUAAGGGGAUUAACUUUGAUCUCCCUCAUGUAGUGUCUGUGGCUCCACAUUAUGAUGGAGUUGAGCAUGUAGGAGGCAAUAUGUUUGAACGCGUUCCUAAGGCUGAUGCUGUUUUCAUCAUGCAAGUUUUACACGAUUGGAACGAUGAAGAGUGUAUAGACAUCUUGAAAAAGUGCAAAGAAGCUAUUCGUGCAAACACGGGAAAAAUGAUCAUCGUGGAGGUUGUCGUUAACGAAGAAGAAGACGACAAGUAUAAACGUGUUCACUUGUAUCUAGAUCUGAUUAUGAUGGCACAUACAGAUACAGGAAAAGAAAGGACUCGUAAAGAAUGGGAGUAUAUUUUGAAUGCAGUUGGAUUCAGCAGAUACACAAUCAAACACUUUAAUUAUGUUCAAUCACAUUAA
Messenger RNA from Fraxinus pennsylvanica, 1035 nucleotides. The record is from the annotation of a GenBank genome assembly. NCBI's taxonomy places the organism in Eukaryota, Viridiplantae, Streptophyta, Magnoliopsida, Lamiales, Oleaceae.